This is a messenger RNA of Asparagus officinalis (garden asparagus), 1176 nucleotides long. RefSeq lists its product as uncharacterized. Lineage: Eukaryota; Viridiplantae; Streptophyta; Magnoliopsida; Asparagales; Asparagaceae. Bases 299 to 811 code for a protein of 170 amino acids. The record is from RefSeq and is a predicted model, not a curated record. The transcript has 2 exons.
UCUAAUUUGAUUGAAAUUUCGCAUUCGAUCCUCAGAAUUAAGUUCCCGCGCUCUCUAAUUAUACGCUUCAUUUUUUUUUACGAUUCGAUGCUUGGAUUCUAUUAUUAUGCUGCCCAGUCUCUUAUUACUUGGCCAAAGAUCAGAAAUUUAUCACAAUCUUAUAAGAACCGAGUAAAAAUAUUUUGCAGCGCAUCGUAAAAUACUCAAAUCAGUAAAAUGCGUUCAAAAAAGAUUUUUUUUUUUUUUGGGUGAUGCAGGGCUCAUCAUGUUGAUUCUCUGAGUCCCUCCCAUUCUCGUAAUGAGGUUGAGGGUCGUCUGUAGAAAAUUGUAUGAUUAUGUCCGGUGUGACCUCAAGGAAAUCGCUUUCCCUUCAUCUUUGCCCGACCCUCCGCACUUCAAAAAGCGAAGAAAGCUCACCUGGAAGGAGCGCUGGCUGGUUCUGAAGGAAGCGUCGAGGCUCUACGCGGCCAGUUGGGUUCGGGACAUCGGUCCGGACCUCAGACCGAACGACUACAAGAAGGAUGCGGACGAAGAAGGGGAACCUCGAGGAGGGAACGGUGCGGGCGGCGAAAGGGAGCCCUCGACCCUCGAGGACCUUGCGGUGGCGGCGAGGGGCGGGAUGGAGACGCUGAGGCCCGCCCUGCAGCGUGUUUACAUGACGCGCGCGUCCGCGUACAGGGACGCGCUGCGUAACUUUGUUGCUGGUUAUCAGGAAGGCCUGAAGCAAGUCAUGGAGCGGAAGGAGCGGAAGGAGGGGGAGGAUGAAUCUCAAUCUGAGCGGCAGGAUGGCGUCUUCGGGAAACCGAGAUGAUUCUCGCUUUGGAUGGACUUAUAUGAUUGAUGAUCGAGAUUUGGGGUUCUUCUCAAAUUCCCUUGGUGUGUUUAUAUAUGUGUUGGUGAUGGCCGGUCCAAAAUAUGAAGCCAACUGAGGUUGUUCCUUUUCCUUCAGUGAUGCUUUACACCAUGAGGAUUCUUUUCAUGGAGCACACCGAAAAAUCUCACCAAGGUUCACGAAUUUUUUUUGUUUAUGGUGUUUUUGACAUUUGUAAUGUAAUGAAUUAUCGGGUGAUGGAGCUGCAAGACUUGUAGCUGUGCUUUCAGAUUUUGCUGUAAAAUCUGUAAAAUCUUUCCUUGACAUUGGUUGUUAAAUAUCUAGAUUCACUGAUGUUUUAUUAA